UGCGACAUGGAUCAACCUGAAGUCUCCUCACUGAAAUAAACGCGUUUCCCGCAUUAAGAUGUCGCGGUUUUGGUAUAAUUCACGUUUGCAGCAGGGCGCAAAAGUCUGACAGGGUAGUGCGCGCAUCGCUCUCUCAUCCCUGGGGAUUUUGCAUAGAUAAUUUUGCUUCCGGAUUUUUUUUUUUUAAUUCUCUUAACGUUCUCUUCACUUCCUUGUGUUUAGCGAAUAGAGGAACUGACCACAUUGUGACUAGACUGAUCAUAGAUUUUAUUUUAUUUAAUAAUUUUUUUUAAAAAAAGUACUGCAUUGGGUUGUUUUUCCACGUUUAAAUAUGAGAAUUAGUUUGGUUACAGCAGGUGUUUUUCGACGUGGUCAUUGAUUUUCUUCUCUAAACUUGGUGUGCGACCGAAGGCAGCGAUGGCGGGCCGUGUACAGCAGGGAGACCUGACCGAGUACAAGAAGAAUCUCAUUAAGCGCGACCUCGAGAUGGGGAUAGUGAUGACCGUGUUCAGACAGAGGAUGGAGAGGCUUACCGUGCAGGUCAUCAUGGAGACGCGACAGGUGGCCUGGUCGCGCACCGCCAACAAGACAGAAGGAGUGUUGGACCUUUUUGAGAUCCGGGAAGUACGUGCAGGAAAAAACUCCAAAGACUUUGAUCGAUUGAAGGACAGCAAGGAUAAAACUAUAGACCCCAACUCAUGCUUCACUAUAUUCUAUGGCUCUCAGUUCGUUCUCAACACUCUCAGUCUGAGCGCUGAUUCAGCGGAGGAUGCAGAAAAAUGGCUGACGGGACUGGAGUUACUCAGACAGGAGACACUGGCGGCUUACACGGACAUUAUAGAGAGUUGGCUGAGGAAGCAGAUGUACUCUGUUGAUCAAACAAAGAAAAACAGCAUCACCCUGAAAGAGCUGAAGUGUCUGUUGCCACAAAUGAACUUUAAAGUACCAGGUGGACGUUUUUUGAAGGACAGAGUUGCGGUGGUGGGAGCAAAGAAAGAAGUACUGGAUUUUGAGCAAUUUCACAAAUUCUACAAUCAUUUGAUGUUUGAAAACCAAAAGAUAAUUCUAGAGGAGUUUAAAAAGGAGUCCUGUGCUUUCAUUAUGGGCAACAACGAUCAGCCUAUUCAACUCUGCGAUUUUCAAAGAUUCCUUUUAUUUCAUCAGAGAGAGUCUUGGGCCAACAAUGCAAAUCAAGUCCGAGAGCUGAUGACCACCUUCAUCGACGACACAAUGAGGAAGACCAACGAUCCAGCCUUUACCGUUGAAGAGUUCCUCAGUUUUCUCUUCAAAGAGAACUCAAUCUGGGAUGACAAGUUCUCAGAGAUUUGCCCACUGGACAUGAACAAUCCUCUUUCUCACUACUGGAUCAACUCUUCUCACAACACAUAUUUGACUGGAGAUCAACUGCGCAGUGAGUCCUCAACAGAAGCUUACGUGCGCUGCCUGAGGCUGGGCUGCGCUGUGUUGAUGGACUGCUGGAAUGGUCCAGAAGAACCUAUUAUAUACCACGGCUGGACCAGAACCUCCAAGAUAAAGUUUAAGGAUGUGGUGAAGGCCAUCAAUGAUCAUGCUUUUGCAACAUCUGAUUAUCCCGUGGUGCUGUCCAUUGAAGAACACUGUGACGUCAAGCAACAAAAAUGAUGGCUCAGUGUUAAAGAUGUUUUCCAAGACAAGAUCCUAACCGAGCCGCUGGAACCAGAUGCUGAACAACUGCCGUCCCCAACCCAACUGAAAGGCAAGAUCAUCAUCAAGCACAAGAAACUGAACAUUGAUGAGAUCUUUAGCAAAAAGGGCGUACGGAAAGGAGAUACAGGAGAGCUCUUCAUCUGGGAUCAAUUGAUGAGAUGGUACAAGCACUACUGCGUGAUCGAGAAUAAGACAUUGUAUUAUGCUGAGAAAAACUGUGAAAUCCACCUCUCCUCAGUCAACUCAGGCGGUACAGAGCUUCACCAGUUAGAGUCCUGGUUUCACGGGCGGAUGUCGGAGGGCAGACAGACAGCCGAGAGGCUGCUGCAGGAACAUUGUGCAGAUUCGGGUGGAGUUGGACGGACAUUUCUGGUGCGAGAGAGCGACACCUUCGUCAACGACUGCACCCUCUCGUUCUGGUAAUGUAGGCCUCGCGGCGGCGGAGUUCAACAUUGUCGAAUCCGUUCCUGUUUAGAAGGAAGCCACACUGUUUAUUUCCUCACAGACAACCUGCACUUCUCCAGUGUGUACACGCUUAUCCAGUAUUACAGAAACCCUCUUCGCUGUCAGGAUUUCAACCUGCGCCUUACUGACCUUGUGCCUCGACCAGACCAGCACCUGCAGAAGGGUAAGUGGUUUUACAGUAACUUGAGUCGGGGUGCGGAAGACUAUCUCAUGAAUCCUCGAGAUGGAGCCUUCCUCAUUAGACAAAGAGAAGAUUCAGACUCAUAUGCCAUCACCUUCAGAGGUGAGGGGAUGGUGAAACACUGCCGGAUACACAAAGAUGGAUCUAUGUACGUGCUGGGCACCUCCAGCGAAUUUGAGAGCUUGCUGGAAUUGGUGGACUAUUUCCGAAAGAAACCGCUGUACCGAAAAGAUCAAACUACGCUACCGGUCACACCAGAACUGGUGGAGCGCUUCAGUUCGAUAACCAUAUCUGCCUCACUUUAUGAUUCUAAACAGUACGUGGAGGCCAACGAGAUAGAGCAAGUCUCUGCCCCACUUAGCACCCGUGAGGCCCUUUAUGACUACAGAGCCAUGCCGGAUGAACUCACCUUUCAUAAGAGGCGGCUGAUCCAUAACGUGACAAGGGCGCCAAGCGGAUGGUGGAAAGGAGACUACGUUGGAAAACUGCAGCACCAUUUCCCUUCAAAUUAUGUAGAAGAAGUUGCCAAUGCAUCUAGAGGCAGGUUACCAGAGCGAUGUGGAAACCCAUUAGGUGACUUAUGCAAGGUAGUGGACAUCUCGAAGUGUAUAGCCGUUACGUUCAGCCAAACACUGCCCAGGACUGUGGUGGUGACCUUGCAGGAUAAGAGAAUAAAGACAUGCGUUUGGUUGUACGGAGACCACGAGCUGUGCGAGUGGUAUCGGUGGCACAGGACAUUACACAGAGAAAACCAGUCGCCUCUUCAGUCUGAAUGGAGCACAGGAUAUGUACUGCAGCCUGAGCUGAUGCGCAGCGAUUCAUACGACCCUCAUCGGAGAGAGAAAAGAUUGAUGUUUUUUGUUGAUACUCAGGUGAUAGGAGCAAGACAUCUUCCCAAACCAAAUGAAAACAUUGCCAGUCCUUUGUGGAAGGAGGUCGAACUGUGUGGCCAAACAGAGGAAAACAAAUUCAAGACUACCGUUUGCCAUGACAACGGACUGAACCCUAUAUGGCAAGAGUCUUGGAGGCCGUUUACUUUCAGCAUGUGUAGACCAGAUCUCACCUUCCUGCGCUUUGUGGUUGAGGAAGACAUGUUCUCGAACCCCAACUUCCUGGCCAGGCUACAUUCCCCUACUAGUCGCUGCUUUGCAGGGUGCAGAUCAGUCCCUCUAAACGGCUUCAGUGAAAACCUAGAGCUAGCGUCCCUUCUGGUGUACGUUGAUAUGCAGCAGGUGGAGCGCAGAAGGAGGGAACUUUACUCCUCCUCGAGACAGUUGCAAAAGAGAAACAGGCGGGAGUUAAACAGCGAGUUCUGCCUCUCGACCUCACUCCAACCUGCAGCGCAGCGCGGCGCCUGA
Molecule: messenger RNA, 3690 nt
Organism: Puntigrus tetrazona (Sumatra barb)
Lineage: Eukaryota; Metazoa; Chordata; Actinopteri; Cypriniformes; Cyprinidae
Gene: plcg2
Product: phospholipase C, gamma 2
Biological process (GO): positive regulation of epithelial cell migration; phosphatidylinositol-mediated signaling; lipid metabolic process
Molecular function (GO): phosphatidylinositol-4,5-bisphosphate phospholipase C activity; protein binding
Source: RefSeq, a predicted model, not a curated record